Molecule: messenger RNA, 6288 nt
Organism: Xenopus tropicalis (tropical clawed frog)
Lineage: Eukaryota; Metazoa; Chordata; Amphibia; Anura; Pipidae
Gene: itsn1
Product: intersectin 1
Exons: 39
Coding region: 267-5396 (1709 amino acids)
Biological process (GO): intracellular signal transduction; regulation of cell communication; regulation of signaling
Cellular component (GO): intracellular vesicle; nuclear envelope; lamellipodium
Molecular function (GO): guanyl-nucleotide exchange factor activity; calcium ion binding
Source: RefSeq, a predicted model, not a curated record
GUGCGUAGUAUUGGUGGGAGGGGACGGCGGUGCGGGGUGAGGGGAUCCGCACUGUACUACAGGCACAAGGGGAGAGUCGUACGGACACGGGCAUUGGGAGAGUAGUAAGGGGAGGAGGGGCGCUGAAGCAGAGGGCAUGUUGCCAUACAGCCGAGCUGUCUGAGAGGGGAGCCGUAUUGGACAUAGCCGGUGCUAAUCCCUGUGGCAGAGGAGAGGGUGGAGGACCGCUAUGAGGCACCUACUAGCAAGCUAAUAUUGAUACAACCAUGGCUCAGUUUGGAACUCCUUUUGGGGGUAAUUUGGACAUCUGGGCCAUAACAGUGGAGGAGCGAGCUAAACAUGACCAGCAGUUCCAUGGGCUCCAGCCAACAGCUGGAUAUAUCACUGGUGACCAAGCUAGGAAUUUUUUCCUUCAGUCCGGCCUCCCCCAGCCUGUGCUGGCACAGAUAUGGGCCCUGGCUGACAUGAACAACGAUGGGAGGAUGGACCAACUGGAGUUCUCCAUAGCUAUGAAAUUGAUCAAGCUAAAACUACAAGGUUACCCGCUGCCCUCUGCUCUCCCUUCCAAUAUGUUGAAGCAACCAGUUGCCAUGUCCGCUGCUGCCGCCGCUGCUGCCGCUGCGGGGUUUGGGAUGAGUGGAAUCAGUGGCAUUCCUCCCCUAGCAGCUGUAGCCCCUGUGCCAAUGCCAUCCAUCCCAGUAGUUGGAAUGUCUCCUCCUCUUGUGUCCUCUGUCCCCACAGUGCCACCCUUGGCUAACGGAGCUCCUGCAGUAAUACAGCCUCUUCCUGCUUUCGCUCACUCUGCCACGUUGCCAAAGAGUUCUUCAUUCGGCCGCUCAGGUGCCGGCUCCCAGAUGAACACUAAACUUCAGAAAGCUCAGUCCUUUGAUGUCCCAACCCCCCCACCCCUGGCAGAAUGGGCUGUACCACAGUCUUCAAGGUUGAAGUACAGACAGUUGUUCAACAGCCACGACAAAACCAUGAGUGGGCAUUUAACAGGUCCUCAAGCAAGAACUAUUCUUAUGCAGUCAAGUUUACCGCAGAGCCAGCUAGCUACGAUAUGGAACCUUUCAGACAUUGACCUAGAUGGAAAACUAACGGCCGAAGAAUUUAUUUUAGCUAUGCACUUAAUAGAUGUGGCCAUGUCUGGCCAGCCACUUCCUCCAGUUCUGCCUCCUGAGUAUAUUCCCCCAUCUUUUAGAAGAGUUCGAUCGGGGAGCGGGUUAUCGAUUAUGAGCUCGGUGUCUGUAGAUCAGCGCUUACCGGAGGAACCAGCAGAAGAGGAGCCACAGAACACAGACAAAAGACUUCCAGUGACAUUUGAAGACAAGAAAAGGGAAAACUUUGAGCGAGGAAACCUGGAAUUAGAAAAGAGGAGACAGGCACUUCUAGAGCAGCAGCGCAAAGAGCAGGAGAGGCUGGCACAGCUGGAAAGGGCAGAGCAGGAGAGAAAAGAACGAGAGCGGCAAGAUCAAGAGCGCAAGCGGCAGCAAGAGCUGGAAAAACAGCUGGAGAAACAACGAGAGCUGGAGCGGCAACGGGAAGAGGAGCGCAGGAAAGAAAUAGAAAGGCGAGAGGCAGCAAAGAGAGAACUUGAAAGGCAGAGGCAGUUGGAGUGGGAACGAAACCGGAGGCAAGAACUCCUUAAUCAAAGGAACAGAGAGCAAGAGGACAUUGUUGUCUUAAAAGCAAAGAAAAAGACUCUUGAGUUUGAGCUGGAAGCUCUAAAUGAUAAAAAGCACCAGCUGGAAGGGAAACUUCAGGAUAUCCGCUGUCGCCUCACUACUCAACGGCACGAAAUAGAAAGCACUAACAAAUCCAGGGAGCUUAGGAUCGCAGAGAUCACGCAUUUACAGCAGCAGCUUCAGGAAUCUCAGCAGCUGCUUGGAAAACUGAUUCCUGAGAAACAGUCCCUUAACGAUCAAUUAAAGCAGGUUCAACAAAACAGUUUGCACAGAGAUUCCUUGCUGACACUAAAAAGGGCAUUGGAAGCCAAGGAGAUGGGCCGCCAGCAGCUCCGAGACCAGUUGGAUGAAGUAGAAAAAGAAACACGAGCUAAGCUCCAGGAAAUCGAUGUGUUUAAUAACCAAUUAAAGGAACUGAGAGAAUUGUACAACAGACAACAGCUCCAGAAACAGAAGGACUUUGAAGCCGAGAAGAUCAAGCAGAAAGAGCUGGAACGGAAAACCAGUGAGCUGGACAAGAUGAAAGAGGAGGACAAAAGGCGGAUGCUAGAGCAGGAUAAGCUUUGGCAGGAUCGUGUGAAGCAGGAAGAGGAACGUUACAAAUUCCAAGAUGAGGAGAAGCAGAAAAGGGAAGAAUCCGCUCAACAAUGUGAGGAAGAAAAGAAACCAGAGAUCCAAGAGAAGCCCAACAAACUGUUCCACCUACCACCGGAGCCAGGAAAGCUAGGAGGGCAUGUCCCCUGGAUGAAUACAGAGAAAGCACCGCUAACAUUCAACCAGGGUGAUGUUAAGGUUGUGUAUUACCGGGCACUCUACCCUUUUGAUGCUCGAAGUCAUGAUGAAAUCACUAUUCAGCCUGGGGACAUUAUUAUGGUGGAUGAGAGCCAAACCGGAGAGCCUGGAUGGCUGGGAGGUGAACUGAAGGGAAAAACUGGCUGGUUUCCUGCCAACUAUGCAGAGAGAAUGCCCGAGGGUGAAUUCCCAAGCACAACUAAACAGGCAGCAGACACUACGGCCAAACCCACUGUCCAUUUGGCACCUUCCACUCCCACACCUGCAGCUUUUACAGAUAACUCUGCAAAUUCCAACAACUGGGCAGACUUCAGCUCCACGUGGCCAACCAAUAACACUGAUAAAGCAGAGACGGAUAACUGGGAUACAUGGGGAGCUCAACCAUCUCUGACUGUUCCUAGUGCCGGACAGCACAGGCAGCGCUCUGCUUUUACCCCAGCAACGGUUACUGGAUCAUCUCCAUCUCCUGUACUUGGUCAGGGUGAAAAAGUAGAAGGGCUUCAGGCACAAGCCUUGUAUCCUUGGAGAGCAAAAAAGGACAACCACCUUAAUUUUAACAAAAAUGACAUCAUCACGGUUCUAGAGCAGCAGGAUAUGUGGUGGUUUGGGGAAGUUCAAGGUCAAAAGGGCUGGUUUCCCAAAUCCUACGUAAAACUUAUAUCCGGGCCACUAAGGAAAUCUACAAGCAUCGAUUCCACAUCUUCAGAAAGCCCUGCUAGUUUAAAAAGAGUCUCUUCACCAGCAUUUAAACCUGCCAUGCAAGGAGAAGAAUACAUAGCCAUGUACACGUACGAGAGCAACGAGCAGGGAGACUUGACCUUUCAGCAAGGAGAUCUGAUUGUGGUGAUUAAAAAAGAUGGGGACUGGUGGACUGGCACGGUGGGAGAGAAGACGGGGGUUUUCCCUUCCAACUACGUAAGGCCCAAAGACUCCGAGGCGGCUGGAAGCGCAGGAAAGACAGGAAGCCUUGGGAAGAAACCAGAAAUUGCCCAGGUUAUUGCUUCUUACACAGCAACUGGCCCUGAGCAGCUGACACUGGCUCCUGGCCAACUUAUCCUCAUCCGGAAAAAGAAUCCUGGAGGAUGGUGGGAAGGAGAACUGCAGGCACGUGGGAAGAAGCGACAGAUUGGAUGGUUUCCAGCAAAUUAUGUGAAGCUUUUGAGCCCUGGUACAAACAAAAGCACGCCGACAGAACCACCAAAAGCAACAUCAUUGCCUCCAACAUGCCAAGUCAUCGGGAUGUACGAUUAUAUCGCUCAGAAUGACGAUGAGUUGGCCUUCGGUAAAGGUCAGGUCAUUAACGUGCUGAACAAAGAGGACCCGGACUGGUGGAAAGGAGAACUGAACGGCCAUGUUGGUCUGUUUCCCUCCAACUAUGUGAAACUGACCACAGACAUGGAUCCCAGUCAGCAAUGGUGUGCAGACCUACAUCUCCUGGACAUGCUGAGUCCCACCGAGAGGAAGAGGCAAGGGUACAUCCACGAGCUCAUUGUCACCGAGGAGAACUAUGUCAAUGACUUACAGUUAGUCACCGAGACAUUCCAAAAGCCUCUGCUGGAAUCUGAAUUACUGACGGAGAAGGAAGUUGCCAUGAUUUUUGUCAACUGGAAGGAGCUGAUAAUGUGCAAUAUCAAACUGCUCAAGGCCUUGCGAGUUCGCAAGAAAAUGUCUGGGGAGAAGAUGCCGGUGAAGAUGAUCGGGGACAUCCUGACGGCCCAGUUGCCCCACAUGCAGCCGUACAUUCGCUUCUGCAGCUGCCAGCUCAACGGCGCCGCUCUCAUUCAGCAGAAAACGGACGAGGUGCCCGAGUUCAAGGAGUUUGUGAAAAGGCUUGCAAUGGAUCCCCGGUGUAAGGGAAUGCCGCUGUCCAGCUUCCUACUCAAACCCAUGCAGAGAGUAACCAGAUACCCGCUCAUCAUUAAAAAUAUUAUUGAAAAUACUCCAGAAAAUCACCCUGACCACAGCCACCUGAAGCAAGCCCUAGAGAAAGCCGAAGAAUUAUGUUCCCAAGUGAAUGAGGGGGUUCGGGAGAAGGAAAACUCAGACCGACUGGAGUGGAUUCAGGCGCACGUUCAGUGUGAGGGUUUGUCUGAGCAAUUAGUAUUUAACUCUGUUACAAACUGCCUGGGCCCACGCAAGUUCCUGCACAGUGGGAAACUGUACAAAGCCAAGAGCAACAAGGAACUAUACGGCUUCCUGUUCAACGACUUCCUGCUGCUCACCCAGAUCAUUAAGCCCCUCGGCUCCUCCGGCAACGAUAAGGUGUUCAGCCCCAAGUCCAAUCUCCAGUACAAGAUGUACAAAACUCCAAUAUUCCUCAACGAAGUGCUGGUGAAACUGCCCACGGACCCAUCCGGGGAUGAGCCAAUCUUUCAUAUUUCUCACAUUGACCGAGUCUACACAUUGCGUGCAGAGAGCAUCAAUGAGAGGACGGCCUGGGUGCAGAAAAUCAAAGCGGCAUCGGAGUUGUACAUAGAGACGGAGAAGAAGAAGAGAGAGAAGGCCUACUUGGUUCGCUCCCAACGCGCAACAGGCAUCGGAAGACUGAUGGUAAAUAUCGUUGAGGGAAUUGAGUUGAAGCCCUGCAGAACCCACGGGAAGAGCAAUCCUUACUGUGAGAUCACCAUGGGCUCCCAGUGCCACAUUACCAAGACCAUACAGGACACCCUGAACCCCAAGUGGAACUCCAACUGCCAAUUCUUUAUCAAGGACCUGGAGCAGGACGUUCUGUGCAUCACCGUGUUUGAGAGGGACCAGUUUUCCCCUGACGAUUUCCUGGGCCGGACAGAAAUCCGAGUUGCUGACAUAAAGAAAGACCAAGGUUCUAAAGGACCAGUAACCAAGUGUCUACUUCUGCACGAAGUUCCUACUGGAGAGAUAGUGGUCCGAUUGGAUCUGCAGCUGUUUGACGAGCCAUAGGAGGUUUUGCACACUAGAUCCCCUACCCCCUACUCUUUAUUCCAUUGCAGUCUGCAGCAGCUCUGGAACCCUUUCCCAACGGUACUUUCUUCAACGGAGAGGGCCACCCGGAACCCAAACACUCUCUGUCUCUCUUGUUUCACCAUCAUUGAUUUUUAAUUCGAGUUGCCAUUUUCUAAGAAAAUGUACGUACGUGUUUUAUAUGUGGGACUUCAGUUUAGAAUUUAGGGUGUGUGUAUCUUUUUCUGAAUACAGAUAACUGUGACCACUGCUGUGAUAUCGACAUUUAGAGACUCUUGUGCAGAGCACUGCAACGCUAGCUCCGUGUGUAGUUCUACGGGAAAUAUUAUUAUAGUGUUCAUUGUCUGCUCUUAGCCAGGGCACGGCUGUCCCACCCACGGCCAUCUAGCUGGGUGUUGUAGUUCCACCAACCGCAGCUCAUCCCUACCGAGUGUGUACAUGGGUUUGUUUAUACAGGGGAUAUUUGACCAAACACAUAGAAUGCAGCCAGACAGCUGAACCGACCAUUCAUUCUUAUAACUGAUCAUUUUUAGCAAUAACAAAGCCUCUCCUACGUUCUACGUUUUUAAGGCAAAUCUGUAACAAUCCCUGAUUUGCCAGUGGGAUACAUAAGCAAGCAAAGCCCAUUGGAUAAAGCUAAAGGUACGACUAUUAAUGAAUGUCUUUGUGUGUUGGAAAUGUAUACAACAGACCCGGACUGGCAAUCUGUGUGUUCUGGCAAAUGCCAGAGGGGCUGCUGUAAGAUGCCACAGACACUCACUAUUUAUUGGGCUGCUGGUGGGGGGCUGUUUGGGCCUCUGGGUACUUGGAAUGCCAGUCCAGACAUGGUAUACAAUACUAAUGGGUAUUUGCAUGUUUGAAAAACAUACUU